Penicillium cataractarum is the source of this 255-nucleotide messenger RNA. RefSeq lists its product as uncharacterized. The record is from RefSeq and is a predicted model, not a curated record. Lineage: Eukaryota; Fungi; Ascomycota; Eurotiomycetes; Eurotiales; Aspergillaceae. The coding region runs from base 1 to 255 and encodes 84 amino acids. The transcript is spliced from 2 exons.
AUGCUUCAACGAGUCCCAUUCCCCGAGGCACUGCGGGUGCCUGCAGUUUAUCUGAAAUCGGAGGCGUGGAUCUACACGUCCAGCGGUUCUCCCAGUUACGUAUCUUCGAUGCGCAAUGCUUUGCACAACGGAGAUAAGAAGGAUAAUCCGACACUGGUAACGAAAGCGCUCGUUAUAUUUGGACCCAGCUCAAUUGAAUACGAUAUGCUCUCUGCACUGGAGCAUAUCAGCAAUAUGCAAGAGGUGAAGUUUUAA